Anopheles darlingi is the source of this 5600-nucleotide messenger RNA. RefSeq names its product girdin (gene Girdin). The record is from RefSeq and is a predicted model, not a curated record. Gene Ontology annotation, molecular function: microtubule binding; dynein light intermediate chain binding. The transcript is spliced from 7 exons. Gene Ontology annotation, biological process: cytoplasmic microtubule organization; cytoskeleton-dependent intracellular transport. NCBI's taxonomy places the organism in Eukaryota, Metazoa, Arthropoda, Insecta, Diptera, Culicidae. Bases 268 to 4491 code for a protein of 1407 amino acids. Gene Ontology annotation, cellular component: centrosome; cytoplasm.
GAAAGACAAAAGAAAAUCGCGUUCGCUCGGGCGUCCUUGUGUUUUCCCGUGUGGUGUGCCCGUUUUUCGUUCACGGAAAAAGCCCGUCCACUCCCGGAAUGCUGCUGAGCGUUUGAUCGGUUUCCCAAGCCCGGUUUCCGUGCGGAUCAAACAUGAACCGUGAGAUUCGCUGAAUUGUGGUUUUGUAGAUCGUCGUUUUUUGUCGCGAGGCUAUUUUGUGUAUGUGUGUUUUGUGUGCGCGCUAGACAAAAAAAUUACCGGAGCAAAAUGUCGUCCAGUGAGAUUGAAGAAUUUGUAAAUGGAGCGCUCGUGUCGUGGAUCGAGUCGUGCUUGCCACGGCAUGAAAUCAUCGCCGGAUACGUGUCGUUGCUGGAUGGCACGAUACUGCACAGUGUGUACCUGCAGAUUGACCCCGAACCACAGCAUCAUCCGGCCAAGAUACGCAACAUGGAGGGCCUUACACCGCUGUCCACGGCUAGGACGCGCAAUUUCGAUGCAAUCGUGAAGAACCUGCGCAACCUGUACGAUGAAGAGUUGGGCCAGACCAUCCUGACGCUGCCGGACUGUGCGAUCUUGGGCCAAUCGCCCGAAACACGCGCCGGUCUUGAGCAGAUGAAGCUGCUCGUGACACUCCUGCUCGGUGCAGCAGUCCAGUGUCCGAACAAGGAGAUUUUUAUCGGGCGUAUUAAGGAGCUGGACGUGAAUACGCAGCACGCGAUCGUGGAAGUGAUCAAACAGGUGACGGACAGCCAAACACUCGUCCUGACGCAGGAAGCGGUCGAGCAGCUGUCCCCCGAGCAGAUGUGUAAGCAUCUGGUACGGCUUGCGAAGGAGCGCGAUCAGUACCAUGGGAAGUGGAUGUGUUCGAUGAUCUCCGAUAGCGAGCAACAAGCCCUGGUCAAUAGCUCCAGCUCCAAGAACAGUCUGCACAAUGCGUCCUCCUCGUCCGCCUCUACCAGCUCGGCCAAUACGCCAUCCACGACGUCGGAAAACAACCAUCUGGCCGUGGAGCUGGCUGACUACAAGUCGAAGCUGCGAAAAUUACGCCAAGAGUUGGAGGAAAAGUCCGAAGUGCUGAUGGAGGUGAAGGAAGAGCUCGAUCAUAAGUGCAACCAGUACGAGAAGCUACGCACCGAAAGCCAGGACUGGUACUCGGAGGCACGCCGUGCGGCCGCAUACCGGGACGAGGUGGAUGUGUUGCGUGAACGCUCGGAACGGGCAGAUCGGCUCGAGAUUGAGGUGCAAAAGCUACGCGAAAAGCUGUCCGAUGCCGAGUUUUACAAGACGCGCGUUGAAGAGCUGCGCGAGGACAAUCGGAUGUUGCUGGAGACGAAGGAGAUGCUCGAGGAACAGCUGCAGCGAUCGCGCAAACGUAGCGACCAGGUGAUGACGCUCGAGGCCGAGAUCAUCAAGUUCAAGCAGAUGCUGAACGAUAUGAGCCUCGAGCGUGAUGUGGACAAGAGCAAAUUGCAGGAUUUGCUGGAGGAAAAUGUACAGCUACAGCUGGCUACCAAAAACCUGAUGGCAGGACCGGACGCGAACACGGGCAAUCUCACACAAUCCGACACGGACACAGAGGACCUGCCGUCGAACGAUAACAGUCUCUCGGAACAGUUAACAACCAACGCACAGACACGCGCUCUGAAGCUCGAACUCGAAAACCGACGAUUGCUGGCCGCUCUGGAUAGUCUGAAGGAAUCUUCGUUCCAUGAGAACUCGAACAAAAUCCUGGAAUUGGAGAAGGACAAGAAGAAACUUUCAUUGCGACUGGAGCAAACACAGGAAAACUGCAAUCGGUUGCUGCAGCAGAACGGUGAACUGGAGGUUGUGUUCAAGAAUGCGCUCGAGGAGAACAAGAAACUGCAAGAUGCGAUCGAUUCAAAACAACAGAUGAUCGAUCGGCAGACGAACGAUCGCGAGCUUGAUCGAAUGCGGCAGAUUGAUCUGGAGAAGCAGAUCGAAUCGCUAACGAAGGAUAAGCAGCGGGUACAGAAUCUUUUCGAAAGCAUCCAGCGGCGUACGAUCGAUCUGGAGCGUUCGAUCGACAGUAAGAGCAAGGAAAGUGCGCUCCUAAACGAACGGUUGAAGGAUCUGGAUGACAUCCGGAAGGAAUUGUACGACUUGCGCGCUAAAUGCGCAACGGUCGAGCGUGAAAACGCGAACCUUAACAAGGAGGUCGUGAAGUACAAGGAGGUGUUGGAGAAAUGCGAACACGAUCUGGAUAAUGCAAACGGCAAACUCGAUACGAAGGAGAAAGAGAUAGACCAGCUGACGCGGCAGGUGCAGGAGAGCUCGAGUGUGCUCGUGAAGUUACAGGAUCUGGAAAAAGAAAACCAGGAGUUGCUUUCCCAGCAAAAGAUGCACAGCGAUACGAUAUCGACGCUGCAGAAGGACCUGUACGAUGGCACGAUGGCUACGAAGAAAGUAAAACAGAAUCUUGAACGGCUCGGACUCAACGAAAGCGAACUAGAGAAGAACGACAUGAACGUGGAGGUGAUCGUGGAGAAGUUGUGCAAAAAUCCCGAAUCCUUCAAAACCGUACGCGAGAUCGUGCUCAAUGUCGUCGGUAAAGAACCGGGUGCGUUGGGCAGCGGUGCUGCCAGUGGCACUAAAUCGGCCGACAUUUGUGUGCUUUGCCAUCGGCAGGAGAUUUUCACCGUCGAGAAGAACAUCGAGUUCUCGAACUGCGAUGAAACGGCGACGGCGGCAGAAGCAUCCACGAAUACGGGACCCUCUGAAGUGGAGCAAAAGCUUGAGCAGCUAAAGCAGGAACACUCGUCGGUUCUCCUGGCCCACGAAUCCUUGCAGGAAGAAAAUGCACGCCAAAAGGUGAAAGUCGCAACGCUCGGCUCCCAGAUUGCUUCCCUCAAUACGCAGCACGUUGCGCUACAGCUUGCCAACUCUCAGCUAGCCGUCGAAAAGGAUAUGCUUGUCAAGCAGGUUGAAGCGAAGCGGCAGCAGUACGAAUCACUGCAGCAUGACUACGUCGCCCUGCAGUGUCUCCAUGAGCAGCUGAGCAGCGAUUACGACGCGUUGAAUGGCGAGAAAGAGCUGCUAAAGAACACCAUCCGCGAUCUGAAGACAGAAAAUCGGGAUCAUCGCGAGCGAAUCGCUACGCUCGAGAAAACGAUCGAGGAGCUGAAGUCGGAACAGCACGCAAUGAAGGAUGGUCUGACCAAUCUUAACAAUCUGCGAGCGGAGCAUUCGAAGCUGAAGGACGAUUUCCGGUGUCUGUUUACGCAAAGUGAACGGGUGAAGCAGGAUUACAAAAAUUGUCACGAUCAGUACCGAGCGUACCGGACGGAGAACAGCCGGUUGAAGCUACGCAAUACCGAGCUCUCCGGUGAGCUUACCAACAAGAAGGAACAGAUCAGUAAUCUCGAGAUCGAAUACACUAAAAUACACCAAAGAUGCGAAAUGCUGCUGAACAUGAACGCCAGCUUGGACAUCGAUCGACGCACACUGAUGGAUCACGUUUCGCAAAUUCUGGCUCAGUAUCAGGAGCUACUGACGCACUCGUUGGAGGAUAAGCAGCAUUACCAUGACGAAGAGAAAAACUUCACCGACAAAGUGAACAACCUGAAUCGUCAAAAGGAGAAACUAGAGGAGAAAAUUAUGGAGCAUUAUCGCAAGCUCGAUAGCUGUUCGCCGAAGAAGAAACCUUUUGGCAUGAAUCUGGUGAAAAAGAUGCGCCGAGCGGGUUCAGAGUUAAUGAACCGAGUACCGAAUCGGAAUCGCCGUUCUUGGGUUGAAGAGCAACGCCUUACACAGAGUCAGUGCCUUUCGAUGGGUUCCGAAUCGGGUGGCAAUGAGUCUGACAAUAGUAUCGAGGAGCCAAACUCAGUGGCAUCGGAUACCAAUCUAUUGCAGCGAACGUCUCAACUGCGCCAGAGUCUUCAGCGCAAGCCGAACAAUGAGGCGCUGAAUGCGACCUUAUUGCGUGGAGGCAUUCGUAGCAGCCUUCAAUCAUCGCGACGAGAUGAGGUCAAUCCAAACCAUCGAAACAGCUUCCAAGGGUUUGAAUCAACGAACGAUGCGCUGAACCUCGGCACGGCAGGUACACGGCGAACUGUUUAUUUGGACGACAAGAUUGUCAACUCUGGAUCGAGCACUCCAACGGGUGCAGGAGUAAACCCUUCGCCGCCGCCUUCCAUUUCUACACCACCUCCUCCGCCACCGCGAACUGACCAGCACAACAAUGCCCAAUCAAGCUCAGCAAACGCCACAACGGGAGAAUCUGGAACGUUUGUAUUGUUAAACCGCAUUUCCACGACAACCACGACCCUGAAGACGGAAACGACAUCGAAUUUACUAUCGCCGGAAGUGAGCGGUAAUCCGGCGGGGGGCGGUUCGGGGUCUCCAGGAUCGACGAAUCAAUGCGGAGCGGAGGAUAGCAACAAGAAGGAUACCACAAAUGGUAACAAUAGCAAGAAGAAAACCGAUCAGAAGAACCGUGACAGUGCCGUAUGGUACGAGUAUGGUUGUGUUUGACCCGAGAAGUAUUCGCUUAAGAGCAUUUAUGUCGAGCAAUCGAUGAAGCAUCAUUAGCAACUACCCGCUAAUGCUGAGAUGAGAACGCAUUUCUUGGUAGCUGCCACAAACGCUGUACCGUUUCGGUUUUCCCUGUUUUUAUGUCCCAGUUUUUCAUCACUAUAUUUGCCCCCAGAAAUGCUCUCAUGCUAUAAGCACAUGCCGUAUUUGAUGAAGUAACUAUUGUUUAAGGCCUCUAGUAUAAGCUACUUCACUCCUCUGUGUGCGCAGCGGUGUUCCCAAUGACUAGCAUUUGAAAUUUGUUUUCCGUUCCACGUUGAAUAGUAUGUCAUAGUACGUUCCACAGCAGUAUCAAUGAUAUUGAACAGUAUCCCAAGUGCUUAAUUUAACUAACUCUCUUAUUAAUACAACGAAUCCGUUAUUGUGUACGUAAAUCUCGUGUAAGGAAUCUCUUAAGCAACGUUUCUACUCUUUUUUAUAUACUAUAGGCCUCUACUACUUUACUCUCCAAUUUAGGAGUAGAUUUAAUCGUGUUAAUGCCAUCGCUUUGCUGUGUCCAGCAAAUGCAAUGGAGAAACCAGAUUAACACAAAUACCACACGCGACGAAAACUGACGGAGAUUAAUACCGCUAGACCGACGUAGACUGACCUAAUAGUGUUUGCCUUGUGAUAGCCACACAUUUUACAUCGUUUAAGAACGCCUUCCGUUUCGUCCAUUUUUUAUCAUUAACCCAGUAAUUUUGUAUGUGCUUCACUAGCGGCGUUUAGAAACCGUAAAACACCAUGUAUACAUAAAAACACUGCUGAUACUCAUUCUGUUGCGCGUGAAAAGCACGAACGUUGAAAACUGAAAUGAAUCAAAAUUAUUGGCUAAGACUAACAAUAUGCUUCCUUCCGCCCAAACAUUGGCAAAUACGAUACGAUACCCGUUAGAAUUGGAAUACGAAAUGGCCCUCCAGAAGGAAGCACAAAGUUACACGAUACAACAAACGAUUCCGAUAGAUCCCCCAACAAGUUACAAGCAUUUGUAUUUAACCGCGUUUUUAGGUGCCCUCUUUGGGAACAGAACGAAUUCGAAAGUGAGGUUUUUAAGAGAAAUAAAAGUGUAA